AUGUUGUAUUUAAAUUUAACUAUUUUCCUACCUCUAUACUUGUAUAAAAUAGCCAACAAUCAUCAACACAUACAAAACAAAACUUUCUCGACAACUCUUGCACACACUCUCUGUUUCAUUUUUAUUUUGUCUUCUCAUAUUGACUUUUUGAGUUUCUCUGAAAAUUUCACGUAGUAUGGGGAUGCAAGAAGAAGCAGAGCUCGUCAUCAUCCCUUUCCCCUUCUCCGGGCACAUUCUCGCAACCAUCGAACUCGCGAAACGUCUCAUAAGUCAAGACAAUCCUCGGAUCCACACCAUCACCAUCCUCUAUUGGGGACUACCCUUUAUUCCUCAAGCUGACACAAUCGCUUUCCUCCAAUCCCUAGUCAAAAAUGAGUCUCGUAUCCGUCUCGUUACGUUGCCCGAGGUCCAAAACCCUCCACCAAUGGAACUCUUUGUGGAAUUUGCUGAAUCUUACAUUCUUGAAUACGUCAAGAAAAUGAUUCCCAUUGUGAGAGAUGGUCUCUCCACUCUCUUGUCUUCUCGCGAUGAAUCGGAUUCAGUUCGUGUGGCUGGAUUGGUUCUUGAUUUCUUCUGCGUCCCUAUGAUCGAUGUGGGAAACGAGUUUAAUCUCCCUUCUUACAUUUUCUUGACGUGUAGCGCAGGGUUCUUGGGUAUGAUGAAGUAUCUUCCAGAGAGACACCGCAAAAUCAAAUCGGAAUUUACCCGGAGCUCUAACGAGGAGUUAAACCCUAUUCCUGGUUUUGUCAACUCUGUUCCAACUAAGGUUUUGCCGUCAGGUCUGUUCAUGAAAGAGACUUACGAGCCUUGGGUCGUACUAGCCGAGAGAUUUCCUGAAGCUAAGGGUAUUUUGGUAAAUUCCUACACAUCUCUCGAGCCAAACGGUUUUAAAUAUUUCGAUCGUUGUCCGGAUAACUACCCAACCGUUUACCCAAUCGGGCCGAUUUUAUGCUCCAACGACCGUCCGAAUUUGGACUCAUCGGAACGCGAUCGGAUCAUAAGAUGGCUCGAUGACCAACCCGAGUCAUCAGUCGUGUUCCUUUGUUUCGGGAGCUUGAAGAAUCUCAGUGCUACUCAGAUCAACGAGAUCGCUCAAGCCUUAGAGCUCGUUGAAUGCAAAUUCAUCUGGUCGUUCCGAACCAACCCGAAGGAGUACGCAAGCCCGUACGAGGCCUUACCAGACGGGUUCAUGGACCGGGUCAUGGAUCAAGGCCUCGUUUGUGGUUGGGCUCCUCAAGUUGAAAUUUUAGCUCAUAAAGCUGUCGGAGGAUUUGUAUCGCACUGCGGUUGGAACUCGAUAUUAGAAAGUUUGGGUUUCGGCGUUCCAAUCGCCACGUGGCCAAUGUACGCAGAACAACAACUAAACGCGUUCACGAUGGUGAAGGAACUUGGUUUAGCCUUGGAGAUGCGGUUGGAUUACGUGUCGGAAGAUGGAGAUAUAGUGAAAGCUGAUGAAAUCGCAGGAACCAUUAGAUCUUUAAUGGACGGUGUGGAUGUGCCAAAGAGUAAAGUGAAGGAGAUUGCUGAGGCGGGAAAAGAAGCUGUUCUGGACGGUGGAUCUUCGUUUGUUGCGGUUAAAAGAUUCAUUGGUGACUUGAUCGACGGCGUUUCUAUAAGGAAGUAGAAACGCGGUCGUUUUCAUGUAAUUGGGGCUUGUGGCGACCAUGUUUGAUGUUUCUGCUCAGAUUCCUUUUUCGUUGUGUGUUUUUUUUAAUCGUAAUUAUCAUUUUAUUUUAACAAUAGAAGACUGAGUCUUCUUACAACUUUCACAAUUCCAUGUGUUUGUAAGGAAUCAUUGCUUCCAUGUUGUUGUAUCUUCUAUUUAAGGAUCAAAAAGACUUUAUCUUCUCUUAAAA
This is a messenger RNA of Arabidopsis lyrata subsp. lyrata, 1856 nucleotides long. Its product is annotated as UDP-glycosyltransferase 71C1. Lineage: Eukaryota; Viridiplantae; Streptophyta; Magnoliopsida; Brassicales; Brassicaceae. Gene Ontology annotation, molecular function: UDP-glycosyltransferase activity. The transcript has a single exon. The coding region runs from base 176 to 1624 and encodes 482 amino acids. The record is from RefSeq and is a predicted model, not a curated record.